CAAUAUGUUGCUACGCCCACGCCUACUACCACAAAGACCCCGUUGCUCGAUAAGAAGGAAGCUGUAACAUAUUGUAAAUUCAGAGCGGUUCCAUGAAUAAUUCACACUCUUCGGGCCCUGGCCACAACAACUCCUCCGACGUCCUGACAUUGACGUCAAAAACAAAACGCGAACAGCUGGCCAAAUGGCCGCCCACUCUUUUGGCUAAGAGAGCUGCUCGAAAUCUAGCCAAAAAGAGUAAGCUAAGAGAGGGUUUUCCGCGUGGACACUACGUAUAUCUGCGCAUCCUGCAACGCGCAGCGCGUGUAAAUCCGCAUGAAUGGCCGACAUGAAUGGGAAAAUAUAUGUGUAUAUAUAUCUAUAUCUGUAUCUAGAGAGCGAGAGGAGCCAGCGAGACUGGCGCACAUGUAAACCAAUACUAUGUGGGGGCACAAAUUUAAUUAUGCGCGCUUUUUUCCUUGCCUUUUUGCUUUUCUGCUGCCUUGCCAUAUGUUUGGACUUUUGGCAUAGAAAUUGUGUCGCUGGAGCGAGCUAAAUUUGCAAUAGUCGCUGGGUUUCUUUGCAUUCGCUUUGUGCUUUAACCUGUUUUGCAGAUUGCAACGCUUGGCUCAUUGGAAAUGUCAAAGUUAAGCAAUACAACACACCAAUACACCAAAAAUCGUAUUUCGUAUCGUAUAGAUAUAGAUAUAGAGACGUUGAUAGACCAUAUUGAAAGUAUCGUGCACAGCUCGAACUAGUUAUUCAAAUAUGCUCUCGAGAGUCGAUUGUCGAGACUUUUAGCUCCCGAAGUCGAAGUCGCUGUCGAAGUCUGUUGCCAAGCACGUUUUUCUGUUUUCCGUUUCUUGUUGGAUAGUGCACGACGAUACAGUUAACCAGCAUAGACCGGCAGCGCUUAUUUCUGUCUUAUCGUCAUUGGAAAUGCUUGACAAUAAAUUAGAUUUUGUGCAAAUUCUCCCGUCCGAUCGAUCCACUCAAUGGUGUCCGUCCGCCAUGAUGGUGCAAAUAAUGGAAGUAUUCUCUUUCAGAAGAAAUACACCUCGGGCAAAUCGCAGGUUCAUGUGAUUUAUAUCAUAACAAAGGGUAAAGGGGCGAGGAGAAAUGCGAGUUCGAAGAUUGGGUACUCUUCAUCCACUAAAUGAAAAUCGGUAUGCUAUGAAGGAAUGCUUUUUACAUUCGACUUCUUAUAGUUA
This is a messenger RNA of Drosophila suzukii, 1190 nucleotides long. NCBI's taxonomy places the organism in Eukaryota, Metazoa, Arthropoda, Insecta, Diptera, Drosophilidae. The record is from RefSeq and is a predicted model, not a curated record.